AUGAAUUGCGUUAUCAUUGUGGUUUUUGUUCAUUUUGUGUCUUGUGAUCUUAUUGAUCAUCAUUGGGAGGACUUCAAGAAGAAGCAUGGAAAGGAUUUUAUUUCCCAAACAGAAGAACUUCGCCGGAAGUCCACAUUCGAGAAGAACAAGCAGCUUGUCCUCGAACACAACGAUGCGGCAGCGGAAGGAAUACACUCUUACAAUCUCACUCUUAACCAUCUUGCAGACGUGGACAAAAGUCGGCCUCAUCUAGCAAGAGGUCUUAGCGGAUUAUUAGGUAGUAGACACUUGCCCAAGGAACUCAAGCACAGGCUGGAGGCUCCAGAAGAGGAAAUCCCGGAAGAGCUGGACUGGAGGGAGCGUGGUUUCCGGACCCGGUCUCUCGACCAGGCGGACUGCGGCUCCUGCUACGCCUUCACCGUAGCAAUGGCCUUGGAGGCACAGGUAUUCAAGAAAAAUGGAACCCUUUAUGAAUUAUCAGAACAGCAGCUGAUAGAUUGUUCGGUGCUCUUUGGUAACCUGGGCUGCAGAGGGGGCUCACUGAGGAACACAGCCAAGUACUUGCAGCGGUACCACCUCCUCACGAGGGACAAGUACCCGUACAAGGGUAAGCAGUCUUUAUGUAGGCUUCAGGCACUCUACAAUACGGAAGGAGUCGGCGUGAAGACCUGGGGAGUCCUGCCGUACGGCGACGAAGUGGCGCUGAAGAAGGCUGUCGCGACGGUCGGACCGCUGGCUGUGUCCGUCAACGCCAAUCCGGACACCUUCCAACUCUACCACUCCGGUGUAUACGAUGACAGGUCCUGCGACGGGAGCACUCUGAACCAUGCCAUGCUGCUGGUCGGCUACACCAAGCACAGCUGGAUCCUCCAGAACUGGUGGACAUCCACCUGGGGUCAGGGGGGUUUCAUGCACCUCAAGCGUGGCCACAACAGGUGUGGCGUCGCGUCCUAUGCGGUUUAUCUGAAAAUUGAAUAAUGAUUGCUAAGGAAUAUUUAAGAAUAAUGUGGAAGACUAAAACAAUGCCAAC
This is a messenger RNA of Nezara viridula (southern green stink bug), 1030 nucleotides long. Lineage: Eukaryota; Metazoa; Arthropoda; Insecta; Hemiptera; Pentatomidae. The record is from the annotation of a GenBank genome assembly.